Neoarius graeffei (lesser salmon catfish) is the source of this 2324-nucleotide messenger RNA. RefSeq names its product RING finger protein 222. Lineage: Eukaryota; Metazoa; Chordata; Actinopteri; Siluriformes; Ariidae. The transcript has a single exon. The record is from RefSeq and is a predicted model, not a curated record. The coding region runs from base 136 to 714 and encodes 192 amino acids.
UGACGCAUUUAGGCAACAUCUGCCGAAAAUCGUCGCUGGUCCAUUUCGUCAACUUCAAGUUAACUUGUGUAGACGUGUAGAGAAAAUGCAGAACUGACUGUGAACAUUUCGGAAAGCCGAGUGUGCUGAGUGAGGAUGGAUGAGGAAGCGCACGCCUCGGAGUGUCCAGUCUGUUAUGAGAGUUUUUCCGACGCAGCCCGGACGCUGAGUUGCGGACAUGCGUUUUGCCAUGACUGCCUGGUCGGGACCUUUGUGAGCUCAAACAGAGAUGGAGUUAUCACCAGAGACACCAUCGUCUGUCCGGUGUGCAGACACGUCACUUUCGUUACCAAACUGCGGGGACUCGAUGGAGAGAAGGAGAAACUCGCGAAGAUAUUAGAGGUGCCGCUCGGACCCUCAGCUGCUCCGAGGAUCAUCAACAGCAGGCGGUCCCGGCGCCUGGGACCCUGCUUGAGAUGGAUUUCAUCCAGAAUGAGCCGCCAAAGGCUGGCGUCUCCUAAAGACUCCUCACAGGUGUUCAUCAUAAGCGACCUGGGACGCCCUUUGGCUGAGGAAGACAUUAUUGAUGUUGGGACAAGUACGGUGAUUCGUGUGAACAGCACUGAUCAGUGCUGUGCACUGUGCACAACAUCACACUGCCUGCUCUUUCUUUUACUCAUUUUCACUUUCCUGGCUUUGAUAGCCGCAAUACUGCCUUGGAUUUUUCUGGCCUAAGGAUUAUUGCCUUUUGGAGACCUUUCUUUUGUGCUGGAACACACUACAAGAGUUUAUCUCAUUAUCUCUAGCCGCUUUAUCCUGUUCUACAGGGUCGCAGGCAAGCUGGAGCCUAUCCCAGCUGACUACGGGCGAAAGGCGGGGUACACCCUGGACAAGUCGCCAGGUCAUCACAGGGCUGACACAUAGACGCAGACAACCAUUCACACCUACGGUCAAUUUAGAGCCACCAGUUAACCUAACCUGCAUGUCUUUGGACUGUGGGGGAAACCGGAGCACCCGGAGGAAACCCACGCGGACACGGGGAGAACACGCAAACUCCGCACAGAAAGGCCCUCGCCGGCCACGGGGCUCGAACCCGGAUCUUCUUGCUGUGAGGCGACAGCACUAACCACUACACCACCGUGCUGCCCUACAAGAGUUUAUGAAUUAGUUUAUCAAUUAUUGACAUUGGAUAUUUUCUGACACUCUGCAGAUGUCAGAACAGAUGUGAAGCUUUCACUACAUUUCAUUUCACCGGCUUAUUUUGUAAUUAUUUUUGCAAACACAGGACACAAUGGGCUGCUUUGUCGACAAAGAACUGUUCAUCUUAAGCUGAUGUGUGUCGAGUUCUGCCUUGUGUGCCACUUCUACUAAAUUAUUAAUAUGAAAAAGUAUCAAGGUGAGCAAAAGAAGACCAGCCUGGCAAGCAGGUUGUUACUUUGUAAGAGGAGAUGUUUAUUGGAUAAAGUUUCAUCUUUUUCAAAUGUCAGGGUUCUGAGAAGGUGUAGAUGUGACUUAAUACUGCUUGCAUGCCUUCCUUUAGACACACCCUUGUUCUUCAAGCACUUCUUGUCACACAGGUUAGAAAAGUAGAUUUAUUUUCCGUCGUGACUUGCCAUGGACUUUUUCUAUGGUAUAUUGCUUAGUUGAGAUUUAGUUUGCUCUCAGGAAUAUUUACAAAUGCCCUUCAUAAGCAACAUAUUUAACAUCAUGUAUGUAUAUUUUAAUAAUAAUUAAAAAAAACAGACCAGAAAUAUUAAAAAUGUAGAGUUUAAUAUAGAUAUCUAUAUCUGACAUUCUGAUCAGGAUUGCGGUAGGCUUCACAGUACACACUGUGCUGUUCCACUGAUAUGCUAAGCUGAGGGGGAGGGAGGGGAGUGACAUACAGGCAAGUUUGUACAGAAGUUAUGAAUGCAGGGGAGAGGCUGUACAUCAAUGGACACUGUGCACUUAUACAUAAAUCCAUGACACUUCUUUAACCAGCUGUUCACACACUUGCUAUUUUCACCCUCUCCCCAGUUUACUGAUAACAUUUAAGAGUCUUAAAAUCAAUCAAAGAAACAUGAAUCAUAAAUUAUCUGAAGAGACUAAGUGCAUGCACUGCAUCGCCACAUCCACUUUCUGCAAUGUCAACUGGCAGCUUUCGGAGGUACAGACAUAUGAUGAUUAUACAUGUUAAACAUGCCUGGCUCUUGUCUCUUGUGUCAUUUCAUUAAUUGAAGCGCAAUAUAACUGAACUAAAGACCUGUGAAACAUGAAUGUGGUCAACCUAACCUUGCACAGCAGCACCUGAAUUCACAAAUAAGCUAUUUUCUUUAAUAAAGAAGGAACUUAAAUAAAUCAAAUCA